AUGUCCCAUCGGCUUGUCUGGAAUAAAAAGGUCAUCUUGACCCCGGAUUGCUCCACUUGUGUCACUUUGCGUGUCCAUCAAGCAGUCAAAAGUGUUGACUUUGGCCUCGUUUGUCCACAGCGAAGUCGCCACACCAAUCUGGCCAAUCUCUCCAUCCAACCCAUCCUUACGACAGCUUGCAAGUUCUGUCGUGGCCCUCCCUGGAGGAUGAGCGAUGUGUCCACGUUGGACUAUGAGCUGCUCUCGCCGGGGCCGUCGUUCGCCGGGGUCCCCAGCAGCCCACCUCUUGGCGGCGAGCAAAGGACGGCCUUCGUGUUCGUGGGUCUCCUGAUGCUGUUUUUGAUUUUCCUGUUGGUGCGUUGCUUCCGGAUCUUGCUGGACCCCUACAGCCAAAUGCCCGCUUCGGUGUGGACCGAUCAUAAGGACGGCUUCGAGCGGGGCCAGUUUGACUAUGCCCUGGUGUAGUCACAUGACCGAAAGAUGCCAACUACCUUAGCCCAGCCUGUGGCCCGACUCCAACCCUGUAGCUAAUUUCGCUAACACUGUCAUGGGUUCGAUUCCCAGGGAACGCAUGUGCCAUGUAUACCUUGAAAUGUGCUUUGGGUGUAAACACAAAGAACGCUACUGUCUGAAUUAACAGGGUCGUCCGAUUCUUCUGCUGUAGCUACAUCCUCAGGACGGUCAACAAUGA
Molecule: messenger RNA, 691 nt
Organism: Carassius carassius (crucian carp)
Lineage: Eukaryota; Metazoa; Chordata; Actinopteri; Cypriniformes; Cyprinidae
Product: cortexin-1-like
Exons: 2
Coding region: 1-465 (154 amino acids)
Source: RefSeq, a predicted model, not a curated record